This is a messenger RNA of Heterocephalus glaber (naked mole-rat), 1248 nucleotides long. RefSeq lists its product as uncharacterized. Gene Ontology annotation, molecular function: DNA-binding transcription factor activity, RNA polymerase II-specific; RNA polymerase II cis-regulatory region sequence-specific DNA binding. Gene Ontology annotation, biological process: regulation of DNA-templated transcription. The record is from RefSeq and is a predicted model, not a curated record. NCBI's taxonomy places the organism in Eukaryota, Metazoa, Chordata, Mammalia, Rodentia, Bathyergidae.
AUGUGGUGGAGUAUUAUUUGGCCACGAAAAAGAACAAAUGUGGAUGUACUCUACAACACGGUUAACUCUGAAAACAUCACACUAAGUGACAGAAGCCAGAUGGCAAAAAUGUGGCAUUGUACAUGGUGUGACUCUGUCCAGAGGAUGUGUCCAGAAAAUGCAAAUCCACAGAAAAGGAGGUGGAGUGGGGAAAAACUGUUAACAGGGAAGGCAAUAGAACAGGAGCCAAUCAGUGAUGAAGGGGCGGGCUGUGUGAACUGUCCAAUCAGGUGGGCCAAGGUAGGCGGGUUCUUCCGGUUUCGUGGUACCAAACUGCCUGUACUGAACACAAUGCUUGCAUUUCCGCCUUCUGUUGCUUCUGCUAGCUGCAGUCUACCUAGGAAAGACCCUGGGAGUCCCAAAAGCCACGCAAUGGAUGCAAUUAACUUUGAGGAUGUGGCUGUGAAUUUCACCAUGGAGGAGUGGGCUUUGCUGAAUCCAUCCCAAAAGAAGCUCUACAGAGAUGUGAUGGGAGAAACUUUUAGGAACAUAGCUGCUAUAGGAAGAACGUGGAGUAAUCAGGAAGUUGAAGAAUACAGAAAUUACUGGAAAAAUCUAAGCAACGAAGAAGCAGAGAAAUGCUAUCAAUGUAAAGCUUGGAAUCAAUAUGAAAAAACAUUAAUUUGGACUCCAGUUGCUAAUGUGCACAGGAAAGAAGCUGGUUCAACACCAGCUGACAGCCUUGCUUGUAGGGAGCCUCUGAUUGGUCAUUUGUCACAAAGUAUGCCCGUCAUAGCUCCAGCUGCACUGAAGCCAUGUAAAUACUUGGGACCCAAAGACAAUUUGCAUAAAUGUGAUCAACAUAGAAGGAACUUCAGUGAUUUCCAGUCCUUUCAAAGGCAUACAAGGACAAAAGGUGGAGAGAAAUCCUGUGAAUGUGAUCAAUGUGGGAAAAUCUCCUGUGAUCUUAAUGAAAGAACUCAUCUUAGAGAGAAGGCCUUUGUAUGUAAGAAAAAUUUGAAAGCUUCCAGCACAGACAGUGAUAUUCAGAUCCAUGAGAAAAAUGACAGUGGGGGGAAAUCCUUUGUAUGUAAGCAAUGUGGAAAAGCUUUCAGCACAAGUGGUAAUUGUCAAACACAUGAAAAAGUUCAUACUGGGGAGAAACCCUAUGUAUGUAAGCAAUGUGGGAAAGCUUUCAGCACAUAUGCAUAUGAAGAGUCCAUUCAAUCUUAUAGGAAAACAGGAACAGCACUGAAAAGAAAGCGGUAA